AUGGAGCAAAGUCUGAGGGGGAGUGAUUCCUGGAUACUACCUUGUAAAAGAGCUAGCCCUGUAUGCUGGAUUAAUAAUGUAUUAGCAUUGUAAUUAGCAGUGAGAUACAGAGGACUGGUUGUUUGAUUGUAGUGUUUCUGAAGUGUUGGUGGAAUCCUCUCUGUCUCAUGGAGUUCAGUGAGCUACAAAGACAGAGCUCCACUAUAGCCCACGGUUACCAUGGUGCCCAGCAGUUGGUGAGGUUACGGAGUAAGUCUGUAGUGUCCAAUCAGAAUGGCCCUCAGUUCCACUGGGGUUCUCCCCCCUCGGAGGGGGGAGAGGAGGGUGACUCGGGACCCCCUAAGGACCUCAGAGAGCGGCCUAUGACCAUGCGCCUGAAGAGAGCGAUACGGGAGGUACAACAGAUGCGUGUGCCUGUGGUGACUAGCUGGCAGUCGUGGAAAAGGAGCAAGGCCAAGUCCCUGAGCAGGUUCAGAGCAGAUGCAGGGGGAGUCAUGUCCUACGUAGCUCUGUGGAGAAAGGCUCUGCAUAAGAUAGGAGGACACUUUGGCGGUGGUGUCCAGUCCUACUUCAUGUUCCUGCGCUUCCUGGUGGUGCUCAACUUCCUGUCGUUCUUGCUGAUUGCUGGGUUCAUCCUCAUCCCCAGUAUCGUGUUCAGAUCCACCAGCACCAGUAACAUGACAGUGGACGACACUGGUCCAGAGGUGUGUAAUGUCUAUGAUCCAAAUCUUCAAGGUCUGGUGGUGUUUUACCAGUACUUCCUGGACUUACUCUCUGGAACGGGUUUCAUGGAGUACUCCUACAUGUUCUAUGGUUACUAUAACAACACCGUGGCAGAGAGCAGUGGCUUCCACUACAACCUGCCCCUGGCCUACCUCCUCACCUCCGUCUUCUACUUCGCCUUCUGUCUCAUCUGCAUCAUCACACGCAUGGGGAGCGCACUUCGCGUUGCUGUGGCAACAGGCAGCGGUGCUGCCGGCAGUUACAGCAAGAUGGUGUUCACUGGCUGGGACUACGGUUGCCAGGGAGACCGGGCCACCAAACUCAAACAGAAAAGCAUCCACUACCAGCUACAGGUGGACCUGGAGGAGGAGAGGCUACAGAAAAAGGCUUUGUCUCUAACCUUAGGUCAGACAGUGGGUCUGUGUUCUCUACGCAUCUUCCUCAUGCUCGUCUCCCUCGCCCUCAUAGGAGGAGCUUUCUUUGGCAUCUUCAAGGCUACUGUCUUCAGCCAGGCACAGGUUGGAGCAGAGGGCAUUCUGGGCCUGUUCUGGGUUUACCUUCCUUCCAUCGUCAUCACAACAGGAAACUUUGUUGUGCCCCUCAUGUGUGACCAGAUAGCCCUGUUUGAGAGAUAUUCUCCUAGUACCACCAUCAUCAUGGCACUGUUCAGGUCAGUGUUUCUGCGUAUGAUAAGUCUGGGAGUGCUGCUGUUCACUCUGUGGAGUCAGAUCACCUGCUUUAAAGACAGUCCAAAAUGUGAGCUCUGCCAGUACAACAACAAGGAAUAUCCGUGCUGGGAGACGCGUGUGGGACAGGAGAUGUACAAACUGGCCUUGUUUGACUUCCUCAUUACCAUCGCCAUGCUUAUCCUGGUGGAGUUUCCACGCAGGUUGUUUGUGGACCACUACUCCUGUGCACUGACCCGGUGGGUAGGUCGUCAGGAGUUCUUGGUGCCUCCCAAUGUGCUGGGUCUGGUCUACGGUCAGACAGUGGUGUGGACUGGAGCUCUGUUCUGCCCUCUGCUGCCUCUUAUCAACACACUCAAGUUCUUCAUCCUCUUCUACUGCAAGAAGGUCACUCUGUUUUCUAACUGUCGUCCGGCGGUGAAGACGUUCCGCUCCACCACCUCCACCAUCUUCUUCCUGGUGGUGUUGCUGUUCGGCUGGGGCCUCGCCCUCGUCGCCAUGAUCUACAGCCUGGCCCAGAUCCAUCCCUCUAUGAGCUGUGGUCCGUUCCGCUCUCUCACUAUGAUGUGGAGUAUCGUUCCCAACACCUUCUACACUCUCUCCCUGACAACACAGGACUUCAUCUUCUACAUGGGCUCCCAGGCCUUCUCCAUCCCUCUCUUCAUCUUCUCCUGUGUGGUGCUGUGUUACGUAGCAGCUCUAGCCGCAGUCUAUGGGAAGAGUGUUGAUCUGCUAAAGGCCCAGUUUAAACUGGAGGGACGUGAUAAGCAGUUCCUGGUCAAGCAGAUUGAAGAGCUGAGUAGAGAGAUGGGGGUUCCAACAAGGGACCAAUUGGACACAUUUGACACUGGUGCAGCAAACUGACUCAGACACCAGGCUCAAACCCACGGCCCAUAUCCCGGCCCAAGGCACUUCUUGUAGAUUUGAAAGGCUUAGAUAGGUUUUGCAUGUGGCAAUAGCACAAAGCACAUAUCUACACCUUCACAAAUCACUUUACAAUUGUCACUCUCUAGUGUGCGAUAGCUACAUUUGAGGCAAAGUUUUACUUAUGAUUGAGUGGUGGUAGUCUCACCUAGCUACGGUAUCUUAAGAUGAAUGCACCAACUGUAAAUCACUCAGGAUAAGAGCUUCUGCUAAAUGACUAAUCUGCUUGCUUCUACACCUGCAUUGCUUGCUGUUUGGGGUUUUAGGCUGGGUUUCUGUACAGCACUUCGAGAUAUUAGCUGAUGUACGAAGGGCUAUAUAAAAUAAACUUGAUUUGAUUUAAUCUAAAUGUGGAGACUUCCAUGGGGCUAAGGGUUAGUAUAUUAAAGAUUUAGAUCUAUCUCUCUCUCAUAAUACCUGUAACAGCAAUUGCCAUGUUCAUUGCCUUUGCAUUCUCUUAAUCACCUCUUGCCUAAAGAUUAGACUGUUACCGUGUUUACCCCAUGGUUAUUCAGUGUGAAAGAAGUCGUCCUAAAAAAAAGACGCAAAAGUCUCUCCAAGCCAGAAUGUUGAAUACAAUUAUAUUUACACUUACCGGUUGUCCGUCCUUUUGACGGUAGGAAGUGGAAAUAAAAUAUCUACAGGAAAGUAUUGUUUACCCGAAUUUUUGCGGCGACCGUAGGUUCUGUCUCCCGAGGCAUUGUUGCACAUUAUGUAAACAGUAGCCGAACGUUGUCGACCGAAGCAAGUUCCCUCUCAGUGAGCUGGGUAUAAUUUGUGUAACGUUCCAACAGGAAUCUGUUACAAAAAGUUCGUAAAUAUCAAGGUUGCCAGCAAACAACGGAUACAAAAUUGUAUAGCGGCAGAAUAAGAUACCGAGUGGGCUAUUUCAUUGUUUUUCACUCACCACGUUUAUAACGAAAAAUGUCUGUCCUCACUCUAGUAGCCUAUGGACAAACAUUAAGAAUAAGCUACGUGGUGAGUUGAUGCCUAUUCGUCAGCUAGUUAAAUAGGUGAAUUUAUCAUGUUAGUUUGUAUACAACAUUAUAACGUUACUUUACGAAGUUUUUGGAACAGAUUCCUGUUGGAACGUUCCACCAAUUAUACUCACCCAUCACCAAGAAGUGCUUGUGAAAUUUGCCAGUUGAUUGUGUGGGACAACGUUCGGUCUGUGAUUCAGUUAAGCUUGGCCAUUACUUACAAAUUGUGCAAGUGUUUGUCAUGUGAGAAUUGUGUCAGUAUUGAAAAUACAAACGAAUAUACAGACCAGUCCAGCUUAUUGAAAGUCAGGUUAACACUUCCCUGGUGAUAUUUUGUUUGUUACUUCCCGACAUAACGACACAAUCAGCGCACAACAGGUAAAGCAAGUUAAAAUAAAGAUUAUUCAACAUUCUGACUUGUAAUGGGACUGUUCGGGAAUGCUGAACCUACAUGUUAGAUACAAGCGUGUAAGUCUUUCACUCUCGGAUUCUAAGAGGCUACCUCUAGCCCACCUUUACAACAUUAAAUGUGUUUAUUUUUCUAAAUUGA
Messenger RNA from Salvelinus namaycush (lake trout), 3863 nucleotides. It is a transcript of the gene tmc4, whose product is annotated as transmembrane channel-like 4. Gene Ontology annotation, molecular function: mechanosensitive monoatomic ion channel activity. Gene Ontology annotation, cellular component: plasma membrane. The record is from RefSeq and is a predicted model, not a curated record. Bases 168 to 2273 code for a protein of 701 amino acids. Lineage: Eukaryota; Metazoa; Chordata; Actinopteri; Salmoniformes; Salmonidae. The transcript is spliced from 16 exons.